Messenger RNA from Aphanomyces invadans, 2966 nucleotides. RefSeq lists its product as hypothetical. The coding region runs from base 4 to 2808 and encodes 934 amino acids. Gene Ontology annotation, biological process: glutathione catabolic process; proteolysis. Lineage: Eukaryota; Oomycota; Saprolegniomycetes; Saprolegniales; Verrucalvaceae. The record is from RefSeq and is a predicted model, not a curated record. The transcript is spliced from 5 exons. Gene Ontology annotation, molecular function: peptidase activity; protein binding.
CGAAUGCCCGAAAAGUCUCAACAUGCAAGUUCAACAUCCGCCCCAGCCCCCGAGGACAACACCACCAUCGAGGCAGCCAUGAAGCGACGACCGAGCCGACGAAACACCGCCACCCGCUAUAUGCCGACCGACGCCGAGGAACGCGACCACACUCACCAAGUCCUCAUGUAUGACACCCCGUCAACCAAAGAUGCGAAAGCAGCUAAAGGAAUCCCGGCCGUGCACUCGUCGCAGGGCCACCUCGACAUGAACAACUCGUUCAUGACGUUUCGCCACAAAGCAUCGAUCUCAGCGCUUGCGUUGCUGCGCAACCCCCAGCGACUCUGCGCAGGCACCCAAGACAACCUGAUUGUGAUCUGGGAACUCGACGAGUUUUCCCCCGCGUUCUCGUUAGAAGGACACAGCCGGUCGAUCAUUGCGCUCGAAGUCGUGCCCGACUCACAAACACUCAUCUCGAGCUCGGCCGACCAGAGUCUCCGCGUCUGGGAUGGCAAGCACGAGUUUCAAUGUGUCCAGGUCAUCAACGGGUUCAACGGGCACAUUCUAAGCCUUAUAGCCACAACCGACACGCUCUUUAUGGCGAGCCAAGACACAUACGUGAAGAUGGCAUCGAUCGUGUCGCCGACCACGCCGCAUCCACAGCACACUGGACACAGCGCCGCGUCGCACGUGCUGGCCCCCCUCGACCAGUGGACCCUCGUCCCAAACCACCACGGCUACUUGUACGGCAUCCAUCUGUACGAUGACAAGUCGCACCGAAAACUGCUCUUCAGUUGUUCCAGCGACUCCACCAUCGCAUGCUGGGAACUGCCAAGCAUGGCAUACCUGACGUCGCUGCACGGACAUCGGGGCAGCGUCCUCGACAUCGUGUCGGUUGGCCACAAUCUGUUUUCUGCUUCACAAGACAAGACGAUUUGCUGUUGGGACAUCGAGAGCAUGCGCUGCAACGGCGUCCUGAAGGGCCACACAGCCGCUGUCCUGAGCAUAUGCUCCCUCGAAGACAAGAAUCGAAUCUGUUCGGGGUCUGCGGACGACACCGUCCGCAUCUGGAACACGCAGUCGCUGGCGUGCGUGCACACGUUGCACGGCCACCAUGGCGGCAUCAGCGGCAUCUUGAGCACGGAAAUGUUUGUGUUCAGCGCUUCCGACGACAGCACAGUCCGUGUGUGGGAUAUUGACUUUAUCUCCAACUUGACGAGCACAAACUCGACCGUAAAUGGCCCGCACCACGACACCGCCAGCCACAAAUUCAAGUUGGACGCCACACUCCUCGCCACGUCCAACAAGCAAACGUCGGACGCAUCCAUGAUUCACUUGCUGCGCAAAUUCGUGGCCAUUCAAACCGUCAGCGUCGACCCGACCAUGGUCGACGAGUGCUGGCUCGGAGCCAAGUUCCUCAAGAACCUGCUGAGGCAACUCGGCGCCGACUGCCGCGUCGUGCACUGUGGCCCUGGCAUCAAUCCGAUCGUGAUUGGGAAGCUCAUCCACGACCCCACCAAGCCCACCGUCCUCAUCUGCGGCCACUACGACGUCCAACCGGCGGCGCGAGAAGAUGGCUGGGACACGAAUCCGUUUCUCUUGACCGGGCAAAACGGGUACUUGUACGGUCGCGGGACAACGGACGAUAAAGGCCCGAUCAUCGCGACGCUGUUUGCGAUUCGCGAGCUGCUGUCGUCGUCGGAAGGGAUGGCGGUGUCCUUGCCGAACUUUAUGUUUUUGUACCAAGGCGAAGGCGAGAACCAAGCGCAGGGGUUCAAAGAAGCCGUGGAAGAUCAUUUGAGCUACUUUUCCCCUGUGGACCUCAUCUUUAUUUCCAACAACUACUGGCUCGGCGACCACACGCCGUGCCUCACAUACGGCAUGCGCGGGUGCUUGGAAAUUGAAGUCCAAGUCGAUGGCCCGGCUGUCGAUGUCCAUGCCGGCGUCGACGGCGGCGCGAUUCGCCAGCCCAUGUUGGACCUUGUCGCCCUGCUCAACGGGAUCCUGGAUUCUCGCACGGGCCGGUUCACCCAUCCGGGGUUCUACGACAACGUUCGACCGGUCACCCCCGACGAAGUUGCCCUCUUGCACCAUACGCUGUCCGACUUUGACGUCGAUACGUACAAGCAAACCCUCGGCGUGCGCGAUCUCCUUCCACCAUUCCUUGCCAACGCGACGACGAAUUUAUCCGUGAACGUCCUGAUGAACCGAUGGCGAUUCCCGUCCGCGUCCGUGUCGGCCAUCAAGGGCAGCAUCGACAACAGCAGUAUCAUUCCACGUGCGGCGUGCACCGAGUUGACUCUUCGGACGGUACCGGACCAGAGCCCGGAAGAAAUGGAGGCGCUCGUGCUGGCGCACAUCCGUGCUCAAUUUGAUGCGCUCGGAUCGAGCAAUACGCUGUCACUGCAUGUCAAGGCCAACGUCCCAUGGUGGCUCGGCGAUCUCGACAGCGUGAGUGUCGCCAUUCUCUUGAACGCUGUGGAAUCGAUCUCACCGGUUGUCGCGCUGCAGGGCUACUUCAAGGCGGCGGAACGAGCGCUGGAGAAGCACUGGAAGAAGAAGCCGAUGAUGGUGCGCGAAGGCGGGUCGUCGCAGAUCUCCAUGUUGCUCAAGACAACGCUGCAAGCACCCGUCAUGCACUUUCCAAUGGGCCAAGCGUCCGACCGCGCGCAUCUCCAGAACGAGCGAAUUCGGCUACGCAACCUCCGAACCGGGAAAGACGCCCUCGUGGAUUUCUUUGCCGCAAUUGCCACUGACGCCUCCAUUGCCAAAACCACUCCGAGUCGGCUGGCACCAGCGGCCGGCCUCUCGCCGUCAUUCGAAUCGUAAUGCAAACCCUAUCACUCGUCCGUGUGCUUUUUGUCGCCAUCGACUCUGUGAUGUUGUUGCUUUCAUGGUUGGGAUCGGAUAUUUAGAUCUUGGGUGUCCAACGGUGGCUGCGAAAGAGUGGUGGGCAACGCUUCGGCAGAAAGAUCGAGGGCGAACAG